ACUCGGGAUCCAAGCGUGCCACAAUAGCGGCGGCUAGGUAUCCGCCUUUCCUCCCCCAAAGUCACCGCAGGCGCAGCAGCAGCAGAAGGCUUCCCCGGUCCGCGACAGCUCCGAGCCUCCUCCACCGAGUGAUGCCACUGCUGCAGCGGGAGGAGAGCCCAGCUGCCACCGCCUUCACUGUCGACGGUUGCAGGAGGACCCGACAGCACCACCAUCUCGGCCUUUGACAGAAGAAGACAGAAAACCCCCCAUUCCCUCUUCCCACUCCCCAUCCCUUCCACCCUCUCCCUCCCUCCCCCCAGUCCAUCGACUCUGCUCCCGUCCCGACUCCAGGAUGUCCGAUAGCAACGCAAGUCCGACGGACCGGGUGAUCAAAUCGGUCCCCUUCCCCCUGGCCCACCGGCUGACCAUGAAGGAGGUGUUUGACUCGGAGGGCCGCCCGCGGGUGGACCUGCUCAAAGCUCACCUCACAAAGGAGGGCCGGCUGGAGGAGGCCGUGGCCCUGCGCAUCAUCGAUGAGGGCGCCGCCAUCCUGCGCCAGGAGCGCACCAUGUUGGAUAUUGAGGCGCCAGUCACGGUGUGCGGAGAUAUCCACGGCCAGUUCUUCGACCUGAUGAAGCUAUUCGAAGUGGGAGGUUCUCCUGCCAACACACGCUACCUCUUCCUUGGGGACUAUGUGGACAGGGGCUACUUCAGUAUUGAGUGUGUGCUCUACCUAUGGUCACUGAAAAUCCUCUACCCAAAGACGCUCUUUCUUCUACGAGGAAACCAUGAAUGUAGACAUCUGACAGAAUAUUUUACCUUCAAACAAGAAUGUAAGAUCAAGUACUCAGAACAGGUGUACGAUUCCUGCAUGGAGGCGUUUGACUGCCUUCCCCUGGCCGCCCUGAUGAAUCAGCAGUUUCUCUGUGUCCAUGGGGGGCUUUCGCCCGAAAUCCACACACUGGACGACAUCAAGAAGCUGGACCGAUUCAAGGAGCCCCCAGCGUUUGGGCCCAUGUGCGACCUGCUGUGGUCGGACCCCCUGGAAGACUUUGGCAACGAGAAGACCCAGGAGUAUUUUGGCCACAACACAGUCAGAGGAUGCUCCUACUUCUACAGUUAUCCUGCAGUGUGUGAGUUCCUACAGACCAACAACCUGCUGUCCAUCAUCAGAGCGCACGAAGCUCAGGAUGCCGGAUACCGCAUGUACAGGAAGAGCCAGACGACGGGCUUCCCCUCCCUCAUCACCAUCUUCUCUGCUCCCAACUACCUGGACGUCUACAACAACAAAGCGGCGGUGUUAAAGUAUGAGAACAAUGUGAUGAACAUCCGUCAGUUCAACUGCUCUCCACAUCCCUACUGGCUGCCCAACUUCAUGGACGUCUUCACGUGGUCGCUGCCUUUCGUAGGAGAAAAAGUGACGGAGAUGCUGGUCAACGUUUUGAGCAUCUGCUCAGAUGAUGAACUCGUGAACGACGGAGAGGAAAUCUAUGACGCCAGUGCAGCUGCAGCGAGGAAAGAGGUCAUCAAAAACAAGAUCCGGGCCAUCGGGAAGAUGGCUAAAAUGUUCUCCGUGUUACGGGAGGAGAGUGAGAACGUUCUGACCCUGAAGGGACUGACUCCCACCGGCAUGCUGCCCAGCGGGGUCCUGUCCGGGGGCAAGCAGACCCUGCAAAGUGCUACCAUUGAGGCCAUUGAAGCUAUCGAGACAGUUAAGGACGCCGAAGCCAUCCGAGGCUUCUCUCCGCAGCACCGGAUCAGCAGCUUUGAGGAGGCCAAAGGCCUGGACCGGAUCAACGAGAGGAUGCCGCCUCGCCGCGAUGCCGUCAACAGCGUGGGGCUGUCGAUGGGCCGCAUGAACAUGGGCGAGCCCAACGGCACCGACAACAACAGCAAUAUCCAGUGAUCGACCGAAAAGCAGAAAAAACAACCCCACUCCCACCUGCCUGCAGUUUCUACAGCGAUACCAUAUUUACCCAGUCGUGUACAUAGGCAUAUAAAGAGCAGAAACACACACACACACACACACUCAUUACACCACACACACACACAGGAGAUUAAAUACCCCCUUCCUUUGUUGCCCUCACCUGUUAUUUAGCCAGACUUUACCGCAGAGAGGCUGAGGGUCUUUUCUGAGCCCGGUUCUUCAGAACUAACCCUGAUCCUGACCUCUGACCCCUGCACCUGCACAACAACAACAACAGGAGACGCCCUCCGAGAGCAGACCAGGACUCUGAGGAGAGCUGCCUGCGUCAGUCGGUGUGCGUGUGACGUUUGGGGGAGGGUGGGUGUGGAUCAAGCUGAUGAUGUGAGGGUCUGGAGGGACCGGAAGCGACCAGGGCUGGAAAAUUAUUUCAAAUGUUCAGUUUUCUUUUGUUUUUUUUACGCACACACACACACACACGCUUCGACUCCGUAGGAGUUUGUUUGAGAGUCGAGGCCCGGCGAGGUGACCUCAGCCGCAGUCUAAUCUGAGCCCUCGCUUUUCUUCUUCUUCUGUUUGCUUUUGUAGCCUUGCACCGUUUUCACUCUCCGCUUACAGAGUCGGGUGGAGGAUUUCCCCACCCAAAGCGCUUCGUCCAGACCUCUGGUCCAGUUCACGUUGACUCUUGAAGACCAGCCCCCCGCCCCGUCCCCUCCCUAUCUGUUGCAUGUAAAUACAUAGAGGUUUUAUCACAGGGUGCAAGAUGCAGUAUAGUAGAAGAAUGCUUUAUAUAUAUAUAUAUAUGUGGGUGUGUGUGUGUGUGUGUGUGGGUGACGGAGGGGUUAAAAUGUGAAGCUCUUCGUCCUCCUCUGCGUCCUCCUUUCUUCCCGUCUGGUCGCCGGCCUUCGAAGCGGGAAGUGAUCGUUCGGAGAAAACGGACUCUUCUGGCGAAGGAAGGCGGCCGAAGCAGCGAGAAGAAGCCAAGAGGAUUAAGGUCUUUGUAAAGCAUUUAUAUUAACGCAUCAGUGCAUGCAAAAGUUAAGUUCUUUGAUAAUAAUGUGAAGAUUUACAUUUGUGCUACAUGUUUUUCGCUAUGGGUAUUUUUGUUUUGUUUGUUUCUUUUUUUUUUCUGGCUAAUAUAAGCAAACAGAGGUAUAACCAAUCAUUUAUUUUGUACAUAUUGUUAAUUCGGUUUAUUUUUUCUAUCUUUUUUUUUUGCGUUUAUUUCUUUUCUUUUUCACAACGCGUGUUCUUCGGUCGGUUUUGGACGCCUGUACAGAGCGUCGAGUCCACGUUUCGCUCCUCUGUUUCUCUGCCAUUGUACAGGAGUCGUUUUUAACGAUUAAACAUGAAUAACAAAUAUUAAACUAGCAUCGACGAAUGACCGUUCUUAUAUACCGAGGCACAGGCAUUCGGGCAGCCGAAAGCAUGACUGCAUGGUUAAGAUUUGUGCUGUUUGAAAAGCAGAAAGCAGCAGCGGACACGAGCUGGUGGGUCACGGUUUGACUGACGCGGCGUUUCCCAACCCCGGUCCUCGAGGCUCACUGUCCUCUACGUGUUUUAGAGGUUUCCCUGCUCUAACGUGUCGGAUUCAAAUGAUUGCAGUUCAACAAACCCCUGUUAAAUCAGUCAUGAAUUGAAAUCAGCUGGACUGAAGCGAGGAAAUACCUAAAACAUGCCGGGCAGUGAGCCUUGAGGACCAGGGUUGGGAAACACUGAUUUUUGACGAGAAAAAACGUGUACUCUCUUUAUCAUCGAUGAUUCCUCUUGUUAUUUGAUAAUAUUUAUGAUUCUAUGAUUAUUAUGGUUCUAUUUAUUAUGGACAAUAUUCUUAAUAUGUAAGCUCUCUAUCUCUCUCUCUCUCUCUGCUGGUUACUCUUCAUGUUGCGUUUCUCCUCGGUUGAUCUUGUGCGUCUUUGGGUGAGGUGAACCUCCUGGGACACCCUGUGCCAUAGAAAUUGUGCCACGGUUCUGAAUCGUUUUCUAUCUUUUCAGAUUUCUUUUUUCUUGUUUCUGCUUCCGUUAUUUUUCUUUGUUUGUUUUUUUCUCUUGUAUAUUUCUUUGUUUCUUUGUAUUUAAUUUCUUUGAGGCUUCUUUUGUUUAUUUUUUAAUUUCUUUGAUAUUUCUUUUAUUUAUUUGUCUCUUAUUUCUUUGUUUCUUUUGUGUUACUCUUGUUUCUCUGUAAGAUUUGUGUUUUUUGUUUUCUUUUUGUUUUGUUUUUUGCAGACUCCCCAGUCACUAACACUGUAAGCAUGGCCCAUGGGACGAUCCACUUUUUUACUCUUGAAUAAAAUAUGCAUGAACCUUU
Gambusia affinis (western mosquitofish) is the source of this 4214-nucleotide messenger RNA. RefSeq names its product protein phosphatase 3, catalytic subunit, beta isozyme (gene ppp3cb). Bases 335 to 1888 code for a protein of 517 amino acids. Lineage: Eukaryota; Metazoa; Chordata; Actinopteri; Cyprinodontiformes; Poeciliidae. The record is from RefSeq and is a predicted model, not a curated record. The transcript has 14 exons. Gene Ontology annotation, cellular component: cytosol; cytoplasm; calcineurin complex. Gene Ontology annotation, molecular function: calmodulin-dependent protein phosphatase activity; calmodulin binding. Gene Ontology annotation, biological process: calcineurin-NFAT signaling cascade.